Messenger RNA from Fibroporia radiculosa, 1206 nucleotides. RefSeq lists its product as uncharacterized. The record is from RefSeq and is a predicted model, not a curated record. The coding region runs from base 1 to 1206 and encodes 401 amino acids. Gene Ontology annotation, biological process: protein localization to cell surface; attachment of GPI anchor to protein. NCBI's taxonomy places the organism in Eukaryota, Fungi, Basidiomycota, Agaricomycetes, Polyporales, Fibroporiaceae. The transcript has 9 exons. Gene Ontology annotation, cellular component: GPI-anchor transamidase complex; membrane.
AUGGAUUUCAGCCAGGUACCGGUCUUUUCUGCUCUCGUCGCAGCAAGACUCUGUCUUGCGCUGUCUCCUUUACCGGUAGACCAGGUUUACAAGUUAGCUAACUCGCCCGCAGUGCAAGAAGGCGUAUAUUUGCUUCAGCAUGGUCUUGAUCCUUACUAUGAGGGUGCUGUUCGUCAUUCUCCCCUAUUACUAUCGCUGUUCUCUACAGUCCUUCCUCUCACGACACUUACCGCUCCAUUACUCUGGACGGCGUGUGACGCAGUAUCCGCAUGGGCAUUAGUCAACAUAUGGAGAGCCCGAUUGAACGUAUCCCACAGUUCAAGGGAUGCCCUGGUGGCCGCCUCGUACCUGCUAAAUCCAUAUAUUGUGAUGCCAUCGCUAGCGCUGUCUACCUCAAGUUAUGAAAAUGCUCUGUGCCUUCUUGCGCUUCUGUUUGCUUGCCGAGGCCAGCGAUCAAUGUCAUUGCUCACAUUCGCAUUCCUUGUUCAACUGUCCCUCUCUACUGUUCACCUGGUUAUUCCUUUGAUGCUCUUGAUUGUAACGGGACCAGUGUCGCGUUUGGCAUCACCGCAACCUCUCGAUACAGACAAGAUCAAGCUCUUGCCGCCGCUAGCUGCAGAAUUCAUACUGUACUCAUUGUUUCUGACUCUGGCGGCAACCAUAAGUUCAGGUAGUUGUGCAUGGAUUGAACAGUCAUGGAUGGCCCCGUUCCUGUUACCUGAUUUAACUCCAAAUACAGGUCUCUGGUGGUAUUACUUCACCGAAAUGUUUGAUCACUUUAGACCAUUCUUUUUGAUGGUAUUUUCGGUACACUUAUUCAUCUACGUUAUCCCAAUUUGCCUCAAGUUUCAGCAUGAUAUACUCUAUGGAUGGUAUCUCCUUCUCGGAGUAUUCGCCACCUUCAAAUCCUAUCCUACGCUUUCAGAUCCAGGCUUAUUCAUAAGCAUGAUAUCGGUGUUUCCCGAAGUAUUCCCCUACUUGUCCUAUUCAGUCAUCACAGGUCUCCUGCAUCUUCAUGCAUCUCUCCUGUUACCACUUUUUCAUUCUCUCUGGUUGACACAAGGCACAGGCAAUGCAAAUUUCUUCUAUGCGUCGACACUAGUCUUCGGCAUGGCGAAUGGAGGGGUUCUUUUGGACUCUAUACGAGCAGGGUUGCGUAUAGCCAUGGGUGAAUUAAAAUACGACCAUGAUGUAGUCCAAGAAUAG